This is a messenger RNA of Aspergillus alliaceus, 1750 nucleotides long. RefSeq lists its product as uncharacterized. Bases 300 to 1619 code for a protein of 439 amino acids. The record is from RefSeq and is a predicted model, not a curated record. The transcript is spliced from 2 exons. NCBI's taxonomy places the organism in Eukaryota, Fungi, Ascomycota, Eurotiomycetes, Eurotiales, Aspergillaceae.
AGUACAUUCUGGGUGAAGAGCAUGGGGACAGCGGGUAUCGGAAGUAUGAAACGAAAAUCACACACCAAAUCUCGAACUGGCUGCCGGACAUGCAAGUACGGAACCCUAUACCAUCUCUUCUCUUAUUGGCCCAGUGCCUUGCAACCUAAUCUUUCCUAUUGUUCACAUACAGGGUACGUCGGGUACGAUGUGACGAGACGUGGCCUUCAUGUAGGAAUUGUUCUACGACUGGAAGGCGCUGUGACGGGCCAUCCUCACCAUCGGCCAAACCGGAGCGGGUGUCGUUCAUCCAAGUUUCCAUGUCGACACUACAUCCGGUGCGCUUACUUUACGAGAACGAACAAGAGGCUCACUACGCCCAACUUUUCCUUGAUCACGUCUUAUGUGUUAUGUCCGGCUACUCCACUCGUCCAGCCUGGCGUUCUCUGAUGGUUCAAGCCGUCCAUGAAGAGGUUGCCGUCCGCCACGUUGCCAUUGCGGUGAGCGCCGUGCUCUAUGAAAAAUCCGCUACCCCUGUAUCUGCAAUUAGCUCUCCUCUUUGGAAACAUGGAGAUGAAAACCGCCGCUUUUCUCUAACAAGAUAUGGAAAGGGUCUGUCUGCGUUAAGAAAGAUGAUGUGUUGUAAGGACCGUCGAUCCGUAGAGGUGACCCUGAUAUGUGGUGCUCUCUGUAUCUGGUUCGAGCUUAUAGCCGGAGAACCCCUAAUGGCCUUGAACCAUUUAGAUCAAUGCUUAAAGAUUAUCUCGGGAUCUGGUGACAAGCUUGACCCUAGUAUCUCGUACACCUUCUCAAAGCUUGACCUUCAAGCAGCAACGUACAUUGGGAGACGGCCUCCUGCAAUUGUUGCCACGGACAUGAAGCCAAUUCAAUACAUCUUCGACUUUUUCGACGAGGCAGAACAAUGCCUGCUUGAGGAAUACAACCGGAUAUACAGCUUCAAGCGUACCGUUGCGGCUCGGUACCGUUAUCUAGGGCCUGACUGGAUCCCCAUGGAGUUGCUCGCUUACGUACAGCUGUUACGGGAUCGCCUCGAGCACUGGGAAUCAACGUAUAAAUUUUCUUAUGCCUGCCAGAAGGCCGAAGGCACUCCUCAAUUGGCACAACGGGUCACCCUGCUCUUUAUCAAUUAUCAUACCGCCCUGAUAACAGUGUCGACGUGCCUCUAUCCGGAAGAAACUAUCUACGACCGAUUCCUCUCAUCUUUUCAACAGAUUCUUUCGCUGGCAAAGGUUUUAAUCGAGGGGUACUUUGCACAGCGCCACCAGAAUUGGCCGGGGUUUUCCUUAGAUAUGGGCGUUAUUCAGCCUUUGUACAUGACCGCGACCAAAUGCCGCAAUUCUGACGUCCGUCAGCAUGCUAUCGACCUGUUAUCUUCGGCGCCAGUCAUAGAAGGUGUUUGGGACGGCAGGACCACUGCCCUCGUUUCAAGAAGGGCAAAGGAACUCGAGGAAGAAGGGCUAGAACGUGCCACAGAUGGCAUACCUGAAUAUCGCCGAAUCCAUUCUAUUGGGCUUGAUGUCAAUGCUGAGCUGCACCAGAUAGAAAUCGCCUUUCGCAGACGGUUAAACGGAUUUGAUGGCGAAUGGAAUGAUACGAUUGAGAUACAUAGCCUACCUUAGCUGUGCCAAGUUGGUCUCCUUCUUAUAAUAGUAUAUAGAUCUCAGAAUCCCGAGGAAUGGUUGGAAUGUACGUCGAAAUUUUGUUGGCGCCCAGGGCUGAAGAAUCUGGCUAUGAAUUAUGUUACCUUGUG